AUGUCUCUGCACUAUCUCCCCCCCGUCAAGCCCUCUGCCAUCGCUCUCGGCACGGCCUUCAACCACGGCAUUGAGCUCGCCGUCCUCGCUCCCAUCUUCGGCCAGACCUACCAGCGCGCCAAGGCUGCCAACACCAAGGAGGAGUUUAUCCGCUCUAAGGAGGCUUCCGGUGCUGCUCUAGCCUGGGGCUCUUCCCUCAUCGGCUCUGCUCUUCAGUCUUAUGGUGUCGGUGCUCUCAUCAACGCCACUGGUACCCUGAGCUACAAGGGCGCUGCUUACCUUGGAUCCCUCAUCUUCUUCGCUACCUCUGCUCCCGGCUACAUUGCUCAGAUCUUCGUAGAGAAGCGACCUCUCGACACCGUCGGCGUCAGCCUGGCUACCAAGCUCGUUGAGACCCUCGGUCUCUCCGUCUUCCUCACCUGGUGGGGAACCCGAACCAACCCUUUUGAGUAA
Molecule: messenger RNA, 453 nt
Organism: Fusarium musae
Lineage: Eukaryota; Fungi; Ascomycota; Sordariomycetes; Hypocreales; Nectriaceae
Exons: 2
Coding region: 1-453 (150 amino acids)
Source: RefSeq, a predicted model, not a curated record